AUGUAUGAUGUGGAUCGACUAUUUGAAAAGAAUAUCACAACCCAAAGAAGCUGCGCGCCAAUUAUUAUCGACGAAUUAUCAAAAAUAACAGCUUAUGAAGACCAAGAAGAAGUGUUAGACCAAGAAACUCUUACUGAAACAGUUGAAAUCCUUCAAAAAAUCGUCGACUUUAAUAUUUCUGAUGACAGUAUCAACAUUAUGGUUCCUGCAAAUAAUAUACUGGAUGUUAGAUACGAAAAAUCGUGGAGAAAUAUGACGGACGGUAAAGAGGCCCGCAAACUGGUGGUAACUUUGCAAAAAUAUGGCGUUCAAAGCGGGAAUAUCCUAAAAAACAAAAAUACCUCCCAUAUAUUUCAAAAUUUUUCCAACGUACAACUACGUGUUAAUUACAUGAAUUCCUCAGAAUUUCCACCUCAGGACCGACUUUUCAAUUUCCCAAAUGCAUCUUUCAAUAUCUCACGAGAUGCACUUCCUAAGAAUUCAGGUGCUGUGGUUGUUGUCGUAUGGUAUAAGACACUAAAUUCAUUUUUGACGAAGAAUAUUUACGAUGGUAAUAAUUAUGCAAUUAAGAGCAGGAUAAUCAGUGCAAGUGUUCGACCUGAGGCAACUAGGAUUCCAUUCAAAGAGCCGGUUCGCAUCCAUUGGAAAGAAAACGUAUUUGUAAUGAAGAACGACUCAAAGAGUUGCGUAUAUUGGAAACCUGAAUUACACGAUAACUUGUGGAAAUCGGAUGGAUGUAAAAGAGUUGAUUCAUUAGAUAACGACUUGAUAUGCGAAUGUGACCAUCUCACGGCCUUCGCCACCAUGGACACUUGGGAAAGAGAUUUGUUAAGUAAAGCUGAACAGGAAAGCUUGGAAAUUAUAUCCACGAUUGGUUGUUCCUUAUCACUUGUUGGUGUAAUUUUGACUGUAUUGGCACACGCAGUGCUGUGGAAGAGACUUCAUAAAAUAGCCGACAGCAAAGUUCCCUCUAAAGUGUUGAUGAAUCUAUGUGCCGCUAUUGGAAUGACGGAUAUCCUUGCUGUUCUUGCCGGACCUGCACGCAAAAAUGAGUUAUUUUGUAUAACAGUUUCUAUUUUGCUGUAUCUCUCAGUACUAGCCCUAUUUGGAUGGAUGCUAUGCCAGGGAAUUGUUAUCUACCUUAAACUAACGCAUGUUUACGGUAGUUUGAACUUGGGUGGAAGAUAUAUGAAGACAUUUUAUGCAAUAGGUUGGGGUUUUCCAGUUUUCAUUGUGGCGCUGUUGGUUGGGUUGAAUGAUCGCAUUGACUUUAAAUCAAAACAAGGGUGUUGGUGCCGUGCUGGUGGAGUGUUAUUCUGGACUUUUAUUGCAACUAUAGGAAUAAUACUUCUGAUCAACCUUUUUGUUUUUGUUCUUGCCUUACGAAAAGCUUUAUCGACCAGCGAAGUAAGAACAACUCUUUCAGACCCUGACAACAAGCUAAGAAGGACAAGAAAGGGUCUGAUAGGUUCAGGCACUCUUCUACCAGUUCUUGGAUUGACGUGGGUGUUUGCUUUGCUGGUAUUCAACCGAGAUACAAUUGCGUUUAAGUAUUUAUUCGCAAUAUUCAACUCGAUACAAGGACUGAUGAUAUUUGUUUUUUUUGUGCUUCUAAAUAAAAAGUUCCAUGAAGCUUUCUCAAAGGAAAAGAAAAUCCGUGACGAAAGACGACGAAUUAAUCUUGCUAUGGACAAGAAAGAUAUCCGCAACCGUGCAUUGAUAACCAGUGCAAGCAGCGUUGGAUAAUCCAAGAUACCUGUUGAACGUGUAUUUUAAGAAGAAUUUUCGUCGGAUGUAAUAUUUAGAAGGCACUGUUUAUUGGACGGAAUCCAUCUGGAAGUAAAUGAAAAGCAGACUACGUCUAAACAUGCAAAGUUAAAUUAAUUAAGCAUAUAUAAACCGCGACUGAAUGUCUGAAACUGCUACUGACUGACAUGACCCAGGGAUUAAAAUAUCAGAUUUGGCGGGACAUGCUCCAACAUGUUUAAUAGCAUGUUUUUCAAACAAUUUCUGGGUUUAGAUCACGUGCACUUUUAUAUAUAGGCAACAAUAGUUUGUUUUUACGUUUUUAAAAGUAGCACUCUCUCCAUGCACUUAUUUAUUGUCGU
Dendronephthya gigantea is the source of this 2108-nucleotide messenger RNA. RefSeq names its product adhesion G protein-coupled receptor L1-like. The transcript is spliced from 10 exons. Gene Ontology annotation, biological process: adenylate cyclase-activating G protein-coupled receptor signaling pathway; cell surface receptor signaling pathway. Gene Ontology annotation, molecular function: G protein-coupled receptor activity. The coding region runs from base 1 to 1746 and encodes 581 amino acids. The record is from RefSeq and is a predicted model, not a curated record. Gene Ontology annotation, cellular component: membrane. NCBI's taxonomy places the organism in Eukaryota, Metazoa, Cnidaria, Anthozoa, Malacalcyonacea, Nephtheidae.